UGGCAUUCCCAUUCUUGUCUCCAACUCUAUAUAUACUCAGUACACGUUAACCAAACGUCCAAACCCACCCCUUCACCUUCACCGUACCACCAGACGCAAUGGCAAGAACGGUGACCACCUCCACCCUCCUGCUGAUCUCCCUCCUCUUCGUCGCCACGGCGGCGGCGCACGCUCCGGCGCGCGCGGCCGCGGUGGGCGGGCGGAGGGACAUCAAGGACGUGGCCGCCAACAACGAGGUGCAGUCCCUGGGCCGGUUCGCGGUGGCCGAGCACAACCGCCGCCUCCGCCGCAGCGGCGGCGUGGCGACCAGCAGCGACCCCGUCACGGUCCUCCUCUCCUUCAGAGCGGUGGCCGCGGCGCAGGAGCAGGUCGUCGCCGGCGUGGCGUACUACCUCAAGGUCGUCGCGAGGGACGACCGUGGCGGUGGCGGCGACAGGCCGUUCGACGCCGUGGUGGUCGUCAAGGCGUGGCUCAAGUCCAGGGAGCUCGUCUCCUUCACGCCCUCCCCCAAGUAGGAGGUCGCGCGAACGAGCUAGGGGUAUCUUUCGGUGGGCUUGAAGAUUAAACACUGGCGACGGAAGGUGCUAUCCUCUCUACCCCGACCUCGUGAGUUGCGCCACCGGCGACCUUCUCCCCCUCGCCU
Messenger RNA from Panicum hallii, 643 nucleotides. Its product is annotated as cysteine proteinase inhibitor 10-like. Gene Ontology annotation, molecular function: cysteine-type endopeptidase inhibitor activity. The transcript is spliced from 2 exons. Bases 99 to 515 code for a protein of 138 amino acids. Lineage: Eukaryota; Viridiplantae; Streptophyta; Magnoliopsida; Poales; Poaceae. The record is from RefSeq and is a predicted model, not a curated record.